Molecule: messenger RNA, 2817 nt
Organism: Synchiropus splendidus (mandarinfish)
Lineage: Eukaryota; Metazoa; Chordata; Actinopteri; Syngnathiformes; Callionymidae
Product: active breakpoint cluster region-related protein
Exons: 22
Coding region: 273-2714 (813 amino acids)
Biological process (GO): signal transduction; positive regulation of GTPase activity
Cellular component (GO): membrane
Molecular function (GO): guanyl-nucleotide exchange factor activity; GTPase activator activity
Source: RefSeq, a predicted model, not a curated record
AGCGUUGCGUUUGUGCUUGAAUUCUGCUGCGCGUCCUUCGAUGCUUCUGACGUCGGUGUUUUUCUCUUGACAGUGCAGUGGUGACACCGGUGUUACAGACCUCGGUGCUGCACCUGCGCUUCUUGUCUGUCAAAAGUGGCGGUUGUUGAAUUUGAAGCAGAGAGGAAGUUUAUAAGUCUUCUUCCGUGAAACAGAAAUAGAAUGAGGAAGUUUUGGCCACUAGACUACAGCACUCACAAGCCAAAGCAGCUCAACUGGGCCCCUCUAAAGGGAUGGACAACUUGCAAGAGUCAGCCGGUGACCUGGAGGCGCAGCAGGCGUCAGUGAUGGAGCAGCCUGAUGUCCUGCCAGGAGGUGUUCAGCCAGAGCCUGUGUCUCCUCUCCUCACUGACCUCCUGAGUUUCCCAGACACACCUACGUUGUGCACCACAGAAGAAAUGUUGGAGAAGCGACUGCUGUUACUUAAAGGCAUCGUGAAGAGUGAAGAGGUCUACCUCCGAGAGCUGGAGACCCUGCUGAUGCCCAUGAAGGCUCUGCGGGCUGCAGCCGGAACCUCCAAGCCGGUUCUGUCCAGUCAUCAGGUCCAGACCGUUUUCUACCAAGUGCCGGAGCUCAGAGAGAUUCACCAGAGCUUCUAUACGGAGCUGAAGGCCCGAGUGAUCCCUCACUGUCAUGCUGAGGAAAUCCCCGCUCAGACAGCGAAGCGCACCCGCCACAGAGGCUUCGACCUGACUGUUGGGGAUCUGUUCCAGAAAGUGAUGAAGCAGAUUGGGGUGUAUGGUGGGUUCAUAGCAAAUUACAAGAAGGCUGUCGACGUGGUGAGGAAAUGCAUGCAGUCGGACCCUCUGUUUCGGACCCUGGCUGAGAGCAUGAUGUCAACCAACAGCUCUGAGAAGAGUCAGACCAAAUACACCUUUGAAGCUCUUCUCUACAAGCCUCUGGACCGGGUCACGAAGACGACUCUGGUGCUCCGUGAGCUGGUGCAGACGACGCCACCUGAACACUCGGACUACCAAAUCUGUCAGGAAGCGCUGAGAUUGUCCCGCAGCUUCCUUGUUGGGGUCAACGAGAGCUCACAGUGCAAGCGGGAGGUCAUGCUGACUCAUGACAUGAGAAGAAAGCUGGUGCGAGAUGGUUUUGUUGUGGACGCCACUGAAGCGGAACUGCGCCACCUCUUCCUGUACACUGACCUGCUGCUGUGCACCAAAUACAAAGCUGCAGCCAAAGGGAAGCAGGACCAGUACAGGUUCAGCUGGUACCUUCCUCUGGCUGGACUCAAACUUCGCUGGGAUUCCAACCAGCAGCAGUCACAUGACGUGGUGAUGCGCCUGGACUCAGUCAGGAGCAAGACGUUCCUGCUCCGGCAGCAGCUGCAGCAGCAGACGGCGUCCAAAUGUGUUGCUGCUCGCAACAGGAAGAAACUGGAGCAGCUGGAGCUGAUGAUGUUCAUACUGUCUCCGGUUCACAGGCUGGAACUGCACAGUCCCAGCGGAAAGAGUCGCACACUUCUGCUCUCCUCCUUGACUGAGCUGGAAGAAUGGAGGGAAAGUAUUCGCAAGCUCACCAAAGAUGUCGUAGAAACUCUCCCCCCGGACCUGCUCACCAUGACCAGCGCGUGUGUGAAGCUCAGAAUGGCCCAGCAGCCCCCACUUGUCUGCACCAGAGUGGGAACCACGGGUAUGUGCGGGACCCUGAGUGUGAUGAUCCACUUUGCCAGUGGGCUUCAGGAAGCGGCCAGUGUGUAUUUAUUUGUGGAGGUGGACGGAUAUGGCUUCUAUGAUCAACAUGCCAAGACUCACUCUUCAGCCCGCAGCCUCAGUCCUCACUGGGAGCAGGAGUUGAGCUUCCAGAUGGACGAGGCGCAGAAUCUCCAACUGCUCUGCGUCAGUCACUGUCAUGGAUGUGAAGACACGAUCUUGGGAAGAGCAACAUUGAAGUUAAAUUCAUCAGCUGUGAGUCCAAGAUGGAGAAGACAAACACUGACCUUGAACAAAGUGGAUGUGACCUUCUCCCUCAAGUACACUCCACACCAGCUUGAUCCACCUGGUACCAGCACGCAACAGCAUCCUGUCUUCUGCUUCCCCUUGGAGAUUGUGACCCAACAUGAAGGGGUGCUGGUCCCCCACGUGGUGCGCUGCUGCGUGGAGGAGGUGGAGAGGCGAGGUCUGGAUGAGGAGGGUAUCUACCGCAUCUCGGGUAAUGCCAGCGAGAUCAACAGUCUCAGAGGUUUCUUCAACACCAAUCUGCGCGAUGCCCUGACCAGGAUGAAGAGCGUUGAAAUAAACGUGGUGUCCGGCACCCUAAAGCUGUACUUCAGAGAGCUGCCAGAACCUCUGGUACCACCUGAGCUUUUCCACAGUCUGAGCCAGGCCCUGGAGGAGAAAGAGUCACACUCUCGCCUGGACGCAAUGUUGUCGCUCCUGCAGUCGUGUCCUGAACCCAACAGACACACCUUCCUCUUCCUUCUUCACCACCUCCAGCGCGUGUCUGAGAGACAGGAGGUGAACAAAAUGUCUGCACUAAACCUAGCUACAGUGUUUGGGCCGAGCCUUUUGCGCCCCAUGGUGGUUGGAGGAGAACACGACGACAUCUCGCAGGCUGUGGCAGCGCAGGUUCAAGUGAUCUACUACUACCUGCAGUGCGACUGCCUCCCUGAAGCCCAGAUCUCUGUGUUACAUGACACUGACGUUGAAGAUGAGACCACCCAGAUGUGAGACCACCAUCGGUGUUCUGCUGACCUGGCAGAGUCGGUCGUACGGGAGGCCAAUGUUCUGUGUUGGACAAUAAAAAAAUGUAUUUAUUAAUAAAGGUAAGGAC